Messenger RNA from Oryza brachyantha (malo sina), 2442 nucleotides. Its product is annotated as probable alkaline/neutral invertase F. Bases 530 to 2176 code for a protein of 548 amino acids. The transcript has 5 exons. Gene Ontology annotation, biological process: sucrose catabolic process. Lineage: Eukaryota; Viridiplantae; Streptophyta; Magnoliopsida; Poales; Poaceae. Gene Ontology annotation, molecular function: endo-alpha-N-acetylgalactosaminidase activity; sucrose alpha-glucosidase activity. The record is from RefSeq and is a predicted model, not a curated record.
UUAGAGUAUAGAGUAAUGAUCUUUCGGAUAAGCUAAAUAUCCGAAGGAGAUUAGAGCCAGCCAAUUGCGUAGUGAAGGACAAGAGAAAAAAAAGACGAGCUUGAACAGUGUGGGUGUCACGUUUGAGGUUGCUCACUUCGCCGGGAGGAGGAGGAGGAAGACGACCCGAAGGCGCGAGGAAAUGGGGAAUUGAUGCAAAAGCACGGCGUCGUCUAUAAAUAGUAACCUCACCGGAGCCGGAAAUGCCGCUACUCUCCUCCUCCACCUCCACCUCCACCUCCUCCUCCUGCGGCGAUCCGGCCCCUCUGAUACCGUCCGCGGUGGAGGAGAUCUUGCCGUUCUUGCGCUGGAUCUAGCCGUCGGGGACUGACCGACUGACUGACUGACUGAUUGAUUGGUUGGCUGCUUUGUCUCUCCUCGUCGACCCGUUUCCGGCGAACGCGCCUCCAAAGCGCCGCCGCCGCCGCCGCGGGCUCGAAGGAGCUUAUCUGAACGACCUGACCCAAGAAGAGGAGGAGGAGAAGGCGGCAUGAAGAGGGUGUCGUCCCACGUCUCCAUUGCCUCGGAGGCGGAGAUCAACCUCGAUCUCUCGCGCCUGCUCAUCGACAAGCCGAGGCUGACGCUGGAGAGGAAGAGGUCGUUCGACGAGCAGUCAUGGAGCGAGCUCUCCCACCGGCAGAACGACGGCUUCGACAGCAUCAUGCACUCGCCGGCGUUCCCCUCCGGUUUCGACUCGCCCUUCUCGCUGGGGACGCUGGGUGAUCCUCACCCUCUCGUGAACGAGGCGUGGGAGGCGCUCAGGAAGUCCGUGGUGUACUUCCGCGGCCAGCCGGUUGGGACGAUUGCUGCUGUAGAUCAUGCAUCUGAGGAGGUGCUCAAUUAUGAUCAGGUUUUUGUGCGGGAUUUUGUUCCAAGCGCGUUGGCUUUUCUAAUGAAUAAUGAGACUGAUAUAGUGAAAAACUUCCUCUUGAAAACGCUCCACCUGCAAAGCUCGGAGAAAAUGGUGGACCGUUUCAAGCUUGGAGCAGGAGCGAUGCCUGCGAGUUUUAAGGUGGAUCGUAAUAGGAAUAGAAACACUGAAACCUUAGUUGCAGAUUUUGGUGAGAGUGCAAUUGGUAGGGUGGCUCCAGUGGACUCUGGGUUUUGGUGGAUUAUUCUCCUCCGGGCAUAUACAAAGUAUACUGGUGAUACCAGUUUGGCAGAAUCACCAGAUUGUCAGAACUGCAUGAGGCUGAUACUGAACCUCUGCUUAUCUGAGGGAUUUGAUACCUUCCCAACUCUGCUCUGUACAGAUGGUUGCUCAAUGAUAGAUCGUCGAAUGGGCAUAUAUGGUUAUCCUAUCGAGAUCCAAGCUCUAUUCUACAUGGCUUUACGAUGUGCUCUCCAGAUGCUUAAGCCAGAUGGUGAAGGGAAGGAUUUCAUAGAGAAGAUAGGGCAACGAUUACAUGCAUUAACCUAUCACAUGAGAAAUUACUUCUGGCUAGACUUUCCACAUCUGAAUAACAUAUACAGAUAUAAAACAGAAGAGUACUCCCACACUGCUGUGAACAAAUUCAAUGUCAUCCCGGAUUCAAUCCCUGAUUGGGUGUUUGAUUUCAUGCCAUGCCGGGGAGGCUACUUUCUUGGCAAUGUCAGCCCUGCUAUGAUGGACUUCCGGUGGUUUGCCCUUGGAAAUUGCAUUGCCAUUAUAUCAUCUCUAGCUACUCCAGAACAAUCAGUUGCAAUAAUGGAUCUGAUUGAGGAGCGAUGGGAAGAGCUAGUGGGUGAGAUGCCUCUGAAGAUAUGCUAUCCUGCUAUCGAGAACCAUGAAUGGAGAAUAAUCACUGGUUGUGACCCCAAGAACACCCGGUGGAGUUAUCACAAUGGAGGAUCGUGGCCAGUUCUUCUGUGGCUGCUGACAGCAGCCUGCAUCAAGACUGGGCGUCCACAGAUGGCAAAGCGUGCCAUUGAGCUUGCUGAGUCCAGGCUGCUCAAGGACGGCUGGCCUGAGUACUACGACGGCAAGCUGGGACGGUUCAUCGGCAAGCAGGCCAGGAAGUUCCAGACAUGGUCCAUCGCCGGCUACCUCGUAGCCCGCAUGAUGCUGGAGGACCCGUCGACCCUGAUGAUGAUCUCCAUGGAGGAAGACCGGCCGGUGAAGCCGACCAUGCGGCGGUCGGCAUCAUGGAAUGCCUGAACGAAUGUUUUCAUAGAUUUUUGUUCUCUCUCCUACAGAAAAAGUUUAAUGUGAAAGAUUGUAGGAGUUAUGUCCAAACUUGAAAAAGGAUAUCAAGUUUUACUGUAACUGUACUCUUAUCAGCAGUUAGGACAGAGGUGUAUACGGCAGAUCAUAGUUGUUUCAGAGCAAUUUUGCCCGACUUGUUUAUGUUUGGUGUCAUUCCAGAAAAGAAGUUUUUGUCGUCGAAACAUUUUGCAAUAAUCAAACAGUUUUGCCUUGAUAUA